Molecule: messenger RNA, 698 nt
Organism: Drosophila willistoni
Lineage: Eukaryota; Metazoa; Arthropoda; Insecta; Diptera; Drosophilidae
Exons: 2
Coding region: 12-596 (194 amino acids)
Source: RefSeq, a predicted model, not a curated record
ACCAACAAGAAAUGUUGCCAAAAGUAUUCAUUGUUUGGUUUGCCUUGAUUGGUGCAAUUUGGGCUGAACCAACAGGAAUUUCAGAUAGUCCAAGACUAAUGGAACUUAUGUUGCGUCAAUCAAAAACGGGAGAGAACAUUGAAUGUUUCCCUGUGUACUUGCCUAUUUUGCAAGAGAUUGACACACAAUAUAGAAUCGAUUAUACGAAGUGUUGGAGCGAUCGUCAAUCUGGAGCUAGUGGAAUCGAGGAACUUUAUUCCGAGUCACGAAAGAAUCUAUCAUCGUCUGCCUAUGACAUUUGUGGCCCACUUUUACAAUGCGAUCCCCAGCAGAGUGAAACGCAAAGCGUGUUUGAGUGUUACGAUAAAGUUGGUAGCGAGAAGUCCAUUCCCCUUAACAAUCUAUCCCUGGAUGGAGCUCAAUUGGCACGUGAAAUUGCCGAAGAUUUUCGUCGCAUUGACAUUAUUGCCGAGGCAUGUUAUGCCGAAUCUUAUCGCACCUAUUCGAAUAAUCGGAAUAAUGAAGAGUCCAAUUUAGAGGAUUGCUUGGCGAAUGGUCUCUCCAAGGCGGAUGCAACAUCAUCGGUGACAUUAUGACUUCUGAUCGAUACAAUAGUUCUAAAGAACUAAGCAAGUUGCCAAAUAAAUCUAUCAACUUUGGGGAUACACUUUCGAUAAAAAAUCCCAUGCAUCACUAAA